This is a messenger RNA of Miscanthus lutarioriparius, 1896 nucleotides long. The record is from the annotation of a GenBank genome assembly. NCBI's taxonomy places the organism in Eukaryota, Viridiplantae, Streptophyta, Magnoliopsida, Poales, Poaceae.
AUGAUGAACACAAAUAACGAGAAUGGCUUUGAAGUUGGUUUUGCAAGGAAGGAGAUCCCAGCCAGUGUAAAGCACGGACAGUUGUAUAUGCAGCCGACCAGCAGUGUAGCAACUAUGAAUGCAGAUCCUGUUCCUGCACCAGUUGUGAUCAAGGACCACUGGCAAUGUUUGCAUAUGAUAAAUGAGCAUCUUACAUUUUGUGAGUUGUCAGUUACCCGGCCUGGGAUGAAUAGAUGUGACAUCAGUGAGGAUGAAACAACAGAGGCUCUGAAUGCAUUGUUUGCCAUUCCAGCGACUGCCACAACUUUUUCUUCAGGUAGUCCUCAUACUGCAGGUACAGGUACAGCAACAUCCAGCGCCUAUAAUAUAAGUGGACAGUUUGAACGUAGUAGGAAAAGGAAAAAUGCUCCAAGCAAUGGAAAAGAUCUGGCUGAGAGUUCUUACCACACACCAUCUUUGACUCCUUCCAUGAGCAACCAACAGUACCCUAUCAGAGAUGAAAGAACUACUGAUGACACGCGCUACAGUUCCGAGAGAGAUUCUGUGAGCAAACAUGGUCCCAGGCCAGUGAGCAAAUCAGCUGAUCUCAUUUCUGAAAAGCUGAAGCCUAAGCACAAGAAUCACAGUAGCUACUCAGAUGAAGGAGGUAUUAUGGAAAGGACCAAGGCUCAUCCCAAGGUAAAGACUAAAAUAGGGAUUGAUCAAGAUGAACAGAAAACAUAUAAGAAAACUAAAAUUGAGGAUUGGCAUCAAAUUGACAGAGGCCAGGACCACAUGUGUGAUUCAGAUGGUGUGGAAGUUCCUGAUGAACCUAAAUUUUUGCUUGCAAAGGCAAAAACAAUGAAGGGUUCACAUGAAACUAGUGACAUGUCUUUACGCAAGGAAAAUAUUGCUUCACGGUAUGAUUUAUUGGAAAACGUCAAGAAUGUUAAUGCUUUGGAUGUACCCUUUCACAGUGAGAAGAAAGAACAUCCUUCUGGUGAUAAAAAGGACUUUAAUAUGGAGGGCCGUUCACCGCUACCUGAUCAGCAUUCUUUUGACAGAAUGGCUACAGCUUUGAACACUGAGUCUGGUCCCGUUCAACAUGAAAGUAAGAACAUUGACAAAGGUAGUGGAACUGCUCAGCGGCUGCGCAUGUCAUUUAAAAAAGAAAAACUUCACCUUAGAAUCGAUAAUCAAGAUAUUCAGAACCCUGUUAAUCAAGUUGUCAAUUUUCCUUUGAAAGAAGGUAAACAAAAGGUCUGCCCUACUUCAGUAAAAUCUGAUUCAUUGAAAAUGAAAGCAAAGUUAGUGAGGUUCAAUGUGGAAACUGGAGUGCAACAUGGCACUGUUAAGCAAGCGACUUCAAGUAUUUUGGGCACAAGUCCAACAAGGAUGAAUAAAGGACAAGAACUCGAAAGUACAGGUCUGUACUUUGAGGCGGCUUUGAAAUUUCUGCAUGUUGCGUUUCUUCUAGAAACUCCUAGUUUUGACAUUUCAAGGCCAGGUGAUGGAGCUCGGUCAAUGAAGAUGUACUCUGAAACUGCAAAAUUAUGCAAUUUUUGUGCUUAUGAAUAUGAACGGUGCAAAAAAAUGGCUGCUGCUGCUUUAGCGUAUAAGUGUGUAGAAGUUGCUUACCUCAAGGCUGCAUACUACAAACACCGUAGUGCAAGCAAAGAUCGACAGGAACUGCAGGCAGCUGUACAGAUAGCCCGAGCUAUCUCAGUAUAUUUUUACAGUGGAAAACAAAUGAAUUUACUCAGACUGAUUUUGCAGCAUCCACUUUUGGUUACUGGCAUUCAGUUCCUUAUUGGAGGCAGCACAGGUCAGAGGAGAUUGCUUGCGAUUAGCUGGUACUACCGAAUAUCAGUUUCACCUCAUGUAGUAUCACUGUAUCAGUAUGUCGACUGGAGUUGA